AAAAUGAUAAUUAAUCGCGUCAAGGUCGCACGCGCCGCGCAGCAUACAGACGUAUUUUCGAUUCCUGAAACCAAAAGUCCUUCUGUCUGCUCGAGGAGGCAGUCUCGGAGAAUACGUUGCGUGGUUCUGUAUCACUCACGCACAACGGCACAAGCAGAAAUCGACUUCUUUUUUCGGCCAACCUUGAAAUCUUUCCAUCACUUCCUCCAGGGUUCCGUCAUCUGUUGCCUUGGUGUUGUAGGCAAUUGGCGACGACAGCAAUUUGCUCCAACCCGGUCUCGCAUUAGUAUAUCAAAAUGGGGCUUGAGAAUUUGAUUUUCUUCCUACUACUUGGUGUAAUAUUUCUACCUUUUAUCUUGGCAAUCGGUUGCUUGGUGCUAGUGAUGACAUGCCCAUGGUCGAGAAAUUUUCGAUCAGGAUAUGUAAACCUACUGUUAAAGAUCUUUCAGUAUGGUACUGGUCGGAUAGAAAGUGCUGAACUGAAAAAACUAGAAACCAUCAAAGAAAAGAAUGGCAUCGCAAAUGGGAAUAUAACUGAAUUGGUAGAACAAGUUGAAGAUAAUUUGUCAUCUGGGCAUGCCAUAAUUAAGUCGUCAGCAAUGUCUAAAGAAGACCUGGUACUCUUACCAAAUGGAAACUCCUCACCAAAGACAGCAUCUAUUCCCAAAAACAGAUCGUUUAACAGUUUGAAGAAUGAUUUUAUCCUAUCCGACUGUCUUGACUUUGUUCAUGCUGGUGUGGAAGCAAUCAUUGAAGAUGAAGUUACACAACGAUUUGUAGCUGAAGAACUUAAGUCAUGGAAUCUUCUUACUCGCACAAACCGUCAUUACGAGUUCAUCAGUGUUCGCCUUACUGUUACCUGGAUCAUUGGUUUCUUCAUACGUUACUUCAUUCUUCUACCAAGCAGGAUAACAAUUUGCUUUUUAGCUGUUAUUUGGCUGACUUUGUGCACAGGAUUAGUUGGCUUUUUGAAUGAAGGUGCAUUGAAAAGAGCUAUUUAUGAGAAGGUUUCAAUAUGGUGCUUCAAUUUUCUGUCCUGCGCUUUAUCAGCAGUAAUCACCUUUCACAACAAGGAGAAUAUUCCCAAAUGUGGUAUCUGUGUUGCCAACCACACAACCCCAGUGGAUGUUAUGGUACUUCAUUGCGACAACUCGUACGCUUUGAUUGGCCAGCGUCAUGGAGGUUUCUUGGGUAUUAUUCAGCGAGCAUUGGCGCGCGCUUCUGCGCACAUCUGGUUUGAACGUUCCGAAGUCAAAGAUCGCGAAACUGUUGCGAAAAGACUGAAGGAGCAUGUGGAUGAUCCUGAUAAAUUGCCAAUUCUUAUUUUUCCGGAGGGAACUUGCAUCAACAAUACUUCUGUGAUGCAAUUUAAAAAGGGGAGCUUCGAAGUUGGCAGUGUAGUUUAUCCUGUUGCUAUUAAGUACGAUGCACGGUUUACAGAUGCUUUCUGGAAUUCAAGUCGUCAUUCUAUGAUCCAGUAUUUAUACAUGAUGAUGUCCUCUUGGGCCUUAGUCUGCGAUGUUUGGUAUCUACCCCCUAUGCAUCGCCGAGCUGAAGAGAGUGCAAUUGAUUUUGCCAAUCGAGUCAAAGCCGUCAUUGCAAAACAGGGUGGCUUGGUAGAUCUGUCUUGGGAUGGCGCACUUAAACGAAUGAACGCCAAGAAAGAAUGGAAACAAAAGCAACAGGAAGAAUUCAGCAAGCGAUUGAAAGUGGAGUGAUGAAGAACUUUUAAUCUAAUGCAUGUUUAAAAAAUGAAUUUUUUCUUUCAAUGUUGAGUUCACUUAACAAAAAAAAAAAAAAAAAAAAAAAAUAAUCUGUUGCAAUGGAAAUGCGAUGAAUCGAGUACCGAAUGCUAGUGCUGUAGCGUCUUUGGUUGUUUGUAGGUCGUAGCCGGGCCAUUCUUCCAAUAAGUGUUGCGUUAAAAUGGGGAUAGCGCAUUUCCUGUAACAUUGUCCGUAAAGUCUCUCACUUCGCUUUAUCGUUUCAUUACUGACGCAUGGGGAUAAAGUCAGAAAUCUCUGGAUUGGUUACAAUCGCGUGUUUAUUAACAUUUCAGAGGUGUUACUCCGCUCAUUUCUUAAUCGCAUUAUUGUUGUCGAUGUACAGCGAGAAACUUCCUUAUAUUCCCUCUUGGUUGAUGAAUGGUGGCCCAGAUGAUCUAAGUCAUUGAUUUGGUAAAUAGCUUGUUGGUGGGUUGACAUCAUUUUUCCAUGCGAUUAUGUUGGAUUAAUCUUGAAGUUGUUCAAUUGUCUUUUUCGUUUUUUUGUCGACCACAGUGUUCUCUUCAUGAGCAUUGGUAUAUAUAAACUUAUAUAUACGCA
Molecule: messenger RNA, 2321 nt
Organism: Daphnia magna
Lineage: Eukaryota; Metazoa; Arthropoda; Branchiopoda; Diplostraca; Daphniidae
Gene: Gpat4
Product: glycerol-3-phosphate acyltransferase 3-like
Exons: 9
Coding region: 297-1718 (473 amino acids)
Biological process (GO): triglyceride biosynthetic process
Cellular component (GO): endoplasmic reticulum
Molecular function (GO): glycerol-3-phosphate O-acyltransferase activity
Source: RefSeq, a predicted model, not a curated record